UCUCUUUCCCUGUUCCCUCUUGUCGCCCUGACAAGUGCUCAACGAAAAUUGAAAAAAAAUAUCAGAUGAAUUCGUCGUGUGAUACGUCGUGUGCCACAGAAAUGGGCCAAGUGCUCAUGUAGUAAUUGUCGAUCACUGGACAUCACUUCCUCGAGGUUGUUCAGCUUCUGGUGAUACAUAUUUGUUUUUUUCCAUCAAUUUUUCAACUUUUCUCUCAACGUCAACGAGGUGGAGGAUUUUCCACGUUUGAGCCCACGUAUUUCUCGACACACCAUCCACGCCGUCGACGUAAUUGUCAGCGAAAUGGAGCAGAAGAGGGUGUACAAGGUCGUACUUACUGGAGGUCCUUGUGGGGGAAAAACCACAGGCCAAACUCGUCUCUGCACAUUUUUCGAGAAUAUGGGAUGGAAGGUGUUCCGUGUCCCCGAGACAGCGACUGUGCUGCUCAGUGGUGGAAUCAAGUUCUCAGAUCUCACAGCAGAGGAGGAGAGAGUGCGAUCACGGCGUCGAUUAUGGAGGAAAAGUCGUACGAUUGAGAUUGACAGAUUGAAGUUACCAAAAUGUGAAUAUUCUGGGGAUAAGAGGACACUGAGAAAUUGGAGCAUGACUGAUGAGAGUCAAGCCAAGUGGCCGGAGCUACUCAAGGUCGGCUCUGGUGAGGCUUUCAAGUUCCAGGAGAAUCUUCUGAAGACGAUGAUCCAGAUUGAGAACACAUUCUUCCAGCUGGGUGAAUCGUGCAGCAGAAAUUGUCUGAUAAUAUGUGACCGAGGUGCCAUGGACGCCUCCGCUUUUAUCGCCAAGGACAAGUGGGACCUGAUGACCUCCUCCAACGGUUGGAAUAACGUGGAACUCCGUGACAACCGCUACAAUCAGAUCAUUCACAUGGUCUCGGCGGCCAAUGGAGCUGAGGAAUUUUACUCCACCGAAGAUCACGCCUGCAGAUCUGAGGGAAUGGAACUCGCUCGAGAACUCGAUUACAAAGCAGCCGCUGCCUGGGUUGGACAUCCUUACUUCGACGUAAUCGAUAAUUCCCAGGACUUCGAGUCGAAGAUCUGUCGAAUGAUCGAGUGCAUCUGCCAGAAAUUGGGCAUUGACACCGGUGAUCGAUUGAGGGCGAGUUCUCGCAAGGUUAAGUUCCUGGUGAAAAGCCCGCUACCGGCUGACAGCGAAUUUCCGCCAUUUCAGGACUUCGAUGUCGUCCACAACUAUCUCCAGAGCAAGACACCCAAAUUACAAGCCAGAUUACGCAAGCGCGGACAGAAAGGUCAUUGGUCGUAUAUUCACACAUUGAGGAGACCAAAAAUGUGUGGACAAGUCGUUGAAGUGAAGACCCAGCUGACGCACAGGGACUAUUUAAACAUGCUUGCGCAACGCGACGAUUCGCACUUCACAAUAUUCAAACGUCGUCGAUGCUUUCUCAUCAAUAAUCAGUAUUUUCAGCUGGAUAUCUACAGGGAGCCCGGACAUCCAAGGUGUAGGGGCUUGAUGCUCUUGGAGACUUACACAGCCCUAGCUGGUGAAGAACUAAAGAACAUUCUUCCGAGUUUUCUAUCGAUCGAGAAAGAUGUCACUGGCAAUCCGGACUACAGUAUGUUCAAUCUCAGUCUCAGGGAGGAGUGGAAUACCACUGGCAGCAAGUACUCCUAUUUACACAGCGCAAUCAACGGUGCACUGAGGGUAGAUUUUACAAACAACCAAUGCAACACCAAGGACGACAACAAAUUACACCAGAUUAAUGGAAUUAAUCAGUUGAAUGGUGAUAAGGGAGUGAAUGGUGAUAAAAAUGGUUAUGACAGGAAAAAUGGUGUUGAAAAUGGGUUUAACGGGAUUAAACACAACGGGGUUUGUUCGACGAAAAAAAUUGAUAAGAGUGUCAACGGUGAUUGCAAAAAUGCGCUCAAUAAUCGAUUGAAAAUAUGAGGGGGAAGAUCGCAGGAGAAUUUUUAAAGAUCGAGAGAGAGAGAGAUUCAGUUGUUGAGGAGUGGUAACUCAGCGAGGAAUUUUUUAAAUAUAUUUUUUAUGAUUAUUUUCAAGGUCGAAAGAGUUUAUUAGAAAUUUCCAACUUUAUUUGAUUAUUUGAUAAGAGUUUUUGAAACGAUUUAUACGUAUUUUUUGAAAAAUUUUUGACUUUCUUUUACGUUUGUCUCCUGUCGUGGAAAUGUGUCUGCGAUAGUUUCUCACUUAUCUCGAAAACUGUUGACCCUACGAGAAAAUGUCAUGAGACCUUUUUUGUAGAGGAUGAAAUUUUCCGGAAUAAAUUACUUAACAAUUUUCUCACUAGAAUCAGUAGUUUCGGUGAUAAUCACGAUAGAAAAUUUGAAAAGAUUAAAUUCUUACGUUUUACCACUUCGCAACAGACUUAUUCAUUAAAUUCAUCAUCAAAUUGUCUCAUUACAUUAAUUAAAAAUUAAAUGUUGAUAAAACACGUAGUUAUUUAAAUUUUAGAGAUGAUGACUAGUGGUAGAAUCACGUAGACAUUCAUUUUGACGAUUGAAAUCGAUGUAAAGAAUUUAUUUUUCAGUUAUUGUUUUUUGAGAGAAAAAUCGUUAGUUAAAUUGUACUUAAUGCUAAAGUAUUUUCUUCGACCCUUGAAUCACACGUAAUUAAGUCACUUCAGAGUUUGCCGGAAGUAUUUGACAAGGGGAAGUAUCCGUUUUACCGAAAAAAUCUAAAUGUGAUAAAAAAAACAAGAAAAAUAGAAAAAAAAUACUGAAUUUAACGUUUCAAAGAGAAUAAAUAGAUUCAUCACGAUAUUUAUUAUCAGAUCACGUCAUUCACAUGAAAUUACGAUGAUGCCCGUCAUUUGUGUGGUUGAUGAGUCAUGAUUGGUCAGAUCAUCAAUUGAUUCUUUGAAUUACUCAAUAGAAUUUUAAAAAAUUGGGAAUUUCUCGCUUGUGAAUUGUGCAUUCGUGAAAUUAAUGGACAUAGGGAGAAUUGAGAUGGUUGUCCUAAUUGACACUGUUGUAGAGAUCAUUUAUGAUUCACUUGAAGUGAAUGGAAAAUUAUUAAACAGAAACACUGGUUGUUUUUUCACUGAAUACGGUGGAUCUAGAGGUCGGUGAAUGGCCCUGACACUUGAGAAUAACUUCAAAUGCAUGGCAAAUACGGGGAAAACCCUUAAUUGGGGGGAUUUACGAGAAAAUGUGAUAAGAUAUUUUUUGUCAGAAAUUUAAUUUCCUACAAAAGUGUUUUUAUCACUUUUAUCUGUAAGGCCAAGCAUUAACGAGAUAAUUAACUAUCUAUCAGGAGAAACUGACGAAAUUUGGGAAAUCAGUUCAACACGACUUGAUUAUUUCGUCGUUCAUUAUCUCGUUACUGAAUUGAUUUACGCAAAAAUGUGAUAAGAACUUUUUUCUAGAGAAUGUAGUUUUCUACAAAAAAGUCGUAUGAUAUUUUUCUCUAAUCUGAUAAUCGUGCGAGAUAAUAGGCAUUUGACAGGGACAAACACGACUUCCUUAAUUUCCUCUUAAGAAGUUAUACCUCAUUCAAGUUAUUUUCCCAAUUUUUAUAAAAUUUUAUCUCAUUUCUAUAAAUUUUCUCUUACGACAGUGACAAUAAACAAUUCAAUACUAUCAACAAUUGAUCGCAAAUACGAAUUCAUCAUUAUGAAAUUAUUUUUGCUACUGAAUUCUCAUUUAUAAAAAAAAUUCGUUAGAAAAAUUGACAAAAAAACGAAAAAAAAAAUCGGGGUGAAUUCUCACGGACGCACGAUGCAAUUCUUUAAUUUCCCCUGCCCCACUGUAAUAAUUAUUUAUUGUAGAUAAUAACGAGAGUCAAGAAUUUUAGACGUGAGAGAAAAAAAAAUCAUGAAAAAUUGGGUAAGAAAUUAUCAGUAGCCAUUGGUUGUACUUAAUUAAUGGACAUGUACCUAAUGAAUUUUCAAAAAGUAUGAAAAAUCUCGAAUCUCCUCUAAUGAAUUAAUCAUUUAAUUAAUAAUUAAACUAUCAAUUGUUUAACUGAUUUUUCAAUCGUAAUUUACCGAAUUAUUUAAGAAAAACGCGUUUGAAAACCUCUGGAAAUAAUCGAGAUAAAGUGCCUGCGAGAAUAUUCGAAUGCAUAAACAAUAUAACAAAAAAAUAAUGAAUAAACAAUUUCAGAUAUAUUUUCAAUGAUGAAUGCUAUAAGAAUGAUAAUGUAACUUGCAAUUAUUUAAUGAAAAAAUGAAAGAUGAUGAUUUCGUCGCUAUUUGACGUUGUACCUAAGAUUUUAAGAAUAAAAUAUCCUUCGUCUGC
This is a messenger RNA of Diachasmimorpha longicaudata, 4232 nucleotides long. It is a transcript of the gene Ttd14, whose product is annotated as TRPL translocation defect 14. Lineage: Eukaryota; Metazoa; Arthropoda; Insecta; Hymenoptera; Braconidae. The transcript has 9 exons. Gene Ontology annotation, molecular function: GTP binding; phosphatidic acid binding; phosphatidylinositol binding. Bases 304 to 1920 code for a protein of 538 amino acids. Gene Ontology annotation, biological process: photoreceptor cell maintenance. The record is from RefSeq and is a predicted model, not a curated record.